Dryobates pubescens (Downy woodpecker) is the source of this 2918-nucleotide messenger RNA. RefSeq names its product SEH1 like nucleoporin (gene SEH1L). The record is from RefSeq and is a predicted model, not a curated record. Gene Ontology annotation, biological process: positive regulation of TORC1 signaling; cellular response to amino acid starvation. Lineage: Eukaryota; Metazoa; Chordata; Aves; Piciformes; Picidae. The transcript has 9 exons. The coding region runs from base 61 to 1143 and encodes 360 amino acids. Gene Ontology annotation, cellular component: Seh1-associated complex; nuclear pore outer ring. Gene Ontology annotation, molecular function: structural molecule activity; protein binding.
GAGGCGGGACGCGCGCGCUGGGCCCGGCGGGCAGGAUCGUGGCGGCCGCGCCGCGUCGCGAUGUUCGUGGCGCGCAGCAUCGCGGCGGAUCACCGCGACCUCAUCCACGAUGUCUCCUUCGACUUCCACGGCCGGCGCAUGGCCACCUGCUCCAGCGACCAGAGCGUCAAAGUCUGGGACAAAAGUGAAAACGGUGAUUGGCACUGCACUGCCAGCUGGAAGACACAUAGUGGAUCUGUUUGGCGAGUGACGUGGGCCCAUCCAGAAUUUGGGCAGGUCCUGGCUUCCUGCUCUUUUGAUAGAACAGCAGCUGUGUGGGAAGAAAUAGUGGGAGAGUCAAAUGAUAAACUCCGAGGCCAGAGUCACUGGGUGAAGAGGACUACUUUGGUAGACAGUAGGACAUCUGUUACAGAUGUGAAGUUUGCUCCCAAGCAUAUGGGUCUUAUGUUAGCAACAUGUUCAGCAGAUGGAGUUGUAAGGAUUUAUGAAGCUCCAGAUGUGAUGAACCUCAGUCAGUGGUCACUGCAGCAUGAAAUCUCAUGUAAGCUCAGCUGCAGUUGUAUUUCUUGGAAUCCUUCAAGCUCUCGAGCACAUUCUCCAAUGAUAGCUGUAGGAAGCGAUGACAACAGUCCAAAUAUAUUGGCUAAGGUUCAAAUUUAUGAAUAUAAUGAAAACACCAGGAAAUAUGCAAAAGCAGAAGCGCUGAUGACAGUCACAGAUCCUGUACAUGAUAUUGCGUUUGCUCCAAAUCUGGGACGAUCCUUCCACAUCUUAGCUGUAGCAACCAAAGAUGUACGAAUUUUCACACUAAAACCUCUAAGGAAAGAACUGACUUCAUCUGGAGGAUUAACAAAAUUUGAAAUUCAUAUUGUGGCACAGUUUGACAACCACAACUCCCAGGUGUGGCGAGUGAGCUGGAAUAUCACAGGCACUGUGCUUGCUUCCUCUGGUGACGAUGGCUGCGUUAGGCUCUGGAAGGCUAAUUACAUGGACAACUGGAAGUGCACGGGUAUACUGAAAGGUAAUGGGAGCCCAGUGAAUGGUAGUGCUCAGCAGGGAAUUUUUAAUGCCUCUCUAGGUUCAGCCAAUACAAGUCUACAGAAUUCACUAAAUGGAUCAUCUGCCAGCAGAAAGCAGAGCUGAUACCAAGCUAACUGGAGUAACUUUGGUGUUUUGCUGCUUGUUGCAUGCACACAGGAAUGGAAAACGAACUCCUUUUUCCCCUCCCCAACGCCGUUUGACCUCUCCCAAGACACCAGCAGCCUGCUAACUACUAAAUGCUGUUCAAAAAGCCUUUUUAAAACACCUUGUGUACGUUUUUUGUACUAGCCCGCACAGUUUGAUACUGUUGGAACUCCUCAUAGAAAAAUACUUGGAGAGGCUUCUUGUUUGGAAAAAAAAACCACCCACAACCAGCCAACCCCCAAAACUUCCAUUAAAACACUUUUUUCUUUCUUUUUUUGAAAGCUUGUUGAAUUAAAAGACUAGUUCAUGACUAAAACUGAGAAUUUUUCGUCCUUGAUUGGGAUGGGAGGAGGGAAACAACCAUGAAAAUAACUUUAAUGACAGUUGUUUUGAUGAUGAGUUUGUUUGGGAUUGGAUAGUGUUCAGCAUUUGAUUAAGAUGCCUGAACACCAUGGGUUUGUAACUGCUUUGUAAUAUAUGAAACUGCCAGUUUGGGAGGGAUAAGAAAAGUGUGUUUUGACACUUGUACAGAUGGUAGCUUUUAAUAGGUGGGUCUUGCUUCAUUUAUACCUUAGUAUGACUUCAAAUAAAUGUUUUCUAAGUACUGUCAUACUUUUGUCACCCUGAGAGAAGUACUUUUCCUGAUACGUGCUUGUGCAUCCCUGUGGUAAAUAAUUCCGUGGAGUAACUAAAAUUCUAUAAAAGUAGUAGUCUAAAAUCCACGAACCCUUGAGUCACAGAGACUGAAACCAAAAUGCAGCUUGUGAAUUGUCUAGUAGUUUCCUGACUCAUGUAGCUGUCCCUUUGUGUAAGUCCGCAGAACUGUAUAAAGAAGGCAGAAAUCAUCUGUAGGUAUCUAGCAGACUAAAAUGCAAAAGUAUUACGGGUAAGUUCCAAUAAAGUCAGCAGAAAAAUGAAGUGAAAUGGCUGAAUUCUGAGUCUUGUGUUCACCAGGAGUCUUCACACUGACUCUGAGGAUUCAUUCAGCAGGAAUAUGUAAAUACACAUGCAGACUGUAUGUCACUGCAAGUACCUAUGCUCUGUAAAUGUGUGUUAUUAAAUUGAAAGCAUUGUAAAAACAAGGAUGUUUUUACCUCUAUUCUGUAAGUGCUGUGAAUUGGAUGCACGGGCAGAAAAUGUACCUGGAUCAUAUCCAAUGUGUCUCUUGUGCCGCACGUGAAGCGUUAAAAGCUCUGUUAACGGAUCACAGGAGCUCUGGGAGAGUGGACGCUUGUUCAUGGCAGUUCUGCAGCAUCCUUCUCAUUCCCAAAGCGGUCUGUUCUCUGUACAAAUGUGUACUAGGGUUCCGAUAACCAUACUCCUUCCCAUGGAUUUCAGUGGAAAAGACUCUGUUAUUUUGGGGAUUUGUCUUGUUUUGAAUUCCAAGCCCUGAUUUCUGCUGUUACGUUCUGUUGGUUUUGGCAUGGAUAUACUAAAGCUUUUUUGGUUUUUUUUCCAGCAUGUCUUUGCUCCCCUUUGGUUCUCCUUGUAUUUACUACCUUUCUCUUUUUCUUGUUUUUGUUCUUUUUUUUCUUUUCUUUUCUCUUUUGUUUUGUUUGUUUUGUUGUUGGUUUUGGUUUUUUUGGUGUUUUGUUCCUUUCUUAAUUGUUUCAGGUAUUUCUUUCCCCCUCUGGAUUCCCCACGGGCUGGAUCGAGAUGGUCCAGCCAUGCCCAGCUCCUUCCUCCUCCUCCUCUGAUAGAGCACUCUUGCGAUGCUGACACUGCCAGCCUCC